AUGCCUGGCUGUUUUAAAAAGACUUUAUUUGCCUUGGCUUCUCUAAUAAGUUUUGUGUCUUUUGUCUUGAUUGUUGUUGCAAUGGGAACCCCAAAGUGGAUGACUGGAAAGAUCCUUUGCAAAACAGGAGCUGAUUUGGUCAAUGCCACAGAUCCAGAGCUGGUCAAGUUCAUUGGAGAAAUUUACUACGGACUCUUCCGGGGCGGCAAAAUCCGCCAGUGCGGGUUGGGCGGGCGGCGUUCCAAAUUCACAGUUUUCCCACACAUGAUGAAAAAGCUGAAUACAGGCCUGCACGUGAUGAUUAUAAUGUUCCUCUGUGUGGCCAUUUUAUUUUCUCUGGUCAGUUUUGGAUUCUGCAUCCUUAACACAAUAAAAGUUCCUUACCGGGCUAUUAAAGGUCCAGCAGGAGUAUGCCUUUGGAACUUCCUUGCAGGUGGAUUUAUAGUACUUGCAGUCACCAGCUUUAUGGCUGCUGUGAAACUUCAUCACCUCACAGAAAGAAUUGCCAAUUUUCGGGAAAACGUCUUUCAAUUUGUUAUCUUAGAAGAACAGUUUGAAUACUGUUUUUGGCUUUGUGUGGCAAGUGCUACAGCACAUGCAGUAAAUUUGCUGCUAAUAGCCAUUAGUGGGAUUAAUUUCCCUAAAAUUAAGACUAAAACAGAAGAAGCAAAUGUUACAGCAGAAGAUAUCAUGUACUAA
Messenger RNA from Antrostomus carolinensis (chuck-will's-widow), 699 nucleotides. It is a transcript of the gene CLRN2, whose product is annotated as clarin 2. The record is from RefSeq and is a predicted model, not a curated record. The transcript is spliced from 3 exons. Lineage: Eukaryota; Metazoa; Chordata; Aves; Caprimulgiformes; Caprimulgidae. The coding region runs from base 1 to 699 and encodes 232 amino acids.